Nycticebus coucang (slow loris) is the source of this 5315-nucleotide messenger RNA. RefSeq names its product target of myb1 like 2 membrane trafficking protein (gene TOM1L2). Gene Ontology annotation, biological process: signal transduction. The record is from RefSeq and is a predicted model, not a curated record. Gene Ontology annotation, cellular component: endosome; membrane. Bases 117 to 1706 code for a protein of 529 amino acids. NCBI's taxonomy places the organism in Eukaryota, Metazoa, Chordata, Mammalia, Primates, Lorisidae. The transcript has 16 exons. Gene Ontology annotation, molecular function: clathrin binding; ubiquitin binding; phosphatidylinositol binding.
CGUUCCCGAGGGUGGGGCGAGGGCAAGUGUCAGUCAGGUCUGGAGCGGGGCUGGAGACAGCGAAGACCGAGGCGCCAGACCCGGGGCCCGGGCCCGCUGCGUGUUUUCAGCCCAAGAUGGAGUUCCUCCUGGGGAACCCGUUCAGCACCCCAGUGGGGCAGUGCCUUGAAAAGGCAACAGAUGGCUCCCUGCAAAGUGAGGACUGGACAUUGAACAUGGAGAUCUGUGACAUCAUCAAUGAGACGGAGGAAGGGCCAAAGGAUGCCAUCCGAGCCCUGAAGAAGCGGCUCAACGGGAACCGGAACUACAGAGAAGUGAUGCUGGCAUUAACGGUGCUGGAGACAUGUGUGAAGAACUGUGGCCACCGCUUCCACAUCCUUGUAGCCAACAGAGACUUCAUCGACAGCGUUCUCGUCAAAAUCAUUUCUCCCAAGAACAACCCUCCCACCAUCAUACAGGACAAAGUGCUCGCUCUGAUCCAGGCCUGGGCUGAUGCCUUUCGAAGCAGCCCUGACCUCACUGGUGUCGUCCACAUAUACGAGGAGCUGAAGAGGAGAGGGGUUGAAUUCCCUAUGGCAGACUUGGACGCUCUGUCUCCCAUACAUACACCGCAGCGGAGCGUCCCUGAAGUGGAUCCAGCCGCGACCAUGCCCAGGUCCCAGUCACAGCAGAGGACGAGUGCCAGCUCCUAUUCCUCGCCUCCUCCUGCUCCCUACUCCGCUCCACAGGCCCCAGCGCUCAAUGUGACUGGCCCCAUCACAGCCAAUUCAGAACAGAUUGCCAGGCUGCGCAGUGAAUUGGAUGUUGUUCGAGGAAACACUAAAGUCAUGUCUGAGAUGUUAACAGAAAUGGUACCUGGACAGGAGGACUCGUCUGACUUGGAGUUGCUGCAGGAGCUGAACAGGACCUGCCGGGCCAUGCAGCAGCGCAUCGUGGAGCUCAUCUCCCGCGUGUCCAACGAGGAGGUCACAGAGGAGCUGCUGCAUGUCAACGACGACCUCAACAACGUCUUCCUCCGCUACGAGAGGUUUGAACGGUACAGAUCGGGCCGAUCACUUCACAAUGCCAGUAAUGGAGUGCUGACCGAAGUGACUGAAGACAACUUAAUAGACCUGGGACCAGGGUCACCAGCUGUGGUGAGCCCAAUGGUGGGGAGCACAGCACCCCCAUCUUCUCUCUCCUCCCAGCUUGCAGGCUUGGACUUGGGGACAGAGAGCGUCAGUGGCACCCUGAGUUCACUCCAGCAGUGUAAUCCCCGUGAUGGCUUUGACAUGUUUGCACAGACAAAAGAGAACUCUUCGUCCGAGCAACACAAGACGGUGACCCAUGAGGAUCCCCAGGCUGUUGGAGGACUCACUUCUGCACUGGACAGUCAAAAACAGAGCUCAGAAGGGAAGAGAGGUAGAGGUGGGGACUCUGACCUGGAGCCUAUAGACAGCUGGCUCAUAACCCAAGGAAUGAUCCCCGUUGCGCAGCCCUCUGUUAUGGACGACAUUGAGGUGUGGCUCAGGAUGGACCUGAAGGGCGAUGACCUGGACGAGGGCGUCACAAGUGAAGAGUUUGAUAAAUUCCUUGAAGAAAGAGCCAAAGCUGCUGAAAUGGUUCCUGACCUCCCCUCACCCCCCACGGAGGCUCCUGCCCCAGCCUCAAACCCUUCUGGCCGGAAGAAGCCAGAGCGCUCAGAGGAUGCCCUCUUUGCCCUGUGAGCAGUUUGCCUCCCCAGAUGGCAGGUCACCACUCACUCCCCCCAUGGACACCAGGCACUGGCCAUUCCUCCCAUCCUCAGCCCCCAUGCAGCCUGCACACCUGUCUCCAUGGAAAUGCCACCAUGUCUGCUCCUAGGCCUCCCACAAGUCAGGAUCAGCUACAGGCACCUUUAUCCCUCUGGGUGGUGGGACAUCCAGAGGUCACUCCCCUCCCCUCAUGGGCUCCCUCUGCCCAUGUCUCCUCCCAGGAAGAGCAGGCAGAGUGGCCCAGCCCAGGCAGGGCAGCCCCUUAGCACUUGUUUCUUGAGCAGACCUGGAGGGUCUUUCCUUUAGCCACCUAUCUACAGAGAAGGGGCAGGCCCUAGCCCCCGCCUGUACCCCACCACCCCCGGCAUGCUUGCUCCCUGUGCCCCUCUCUUCCAGGAGGGCCUUUGUGCUACUGCCUCUAGAAGAACAGGUCACAGUUGUCCCCUCGGGCUUGUUUUCCUUGGACUCUGUGUCACCUUGUGGCGCUUGGUGUAGCAGCACUUUAGAAGACUCUGUGGGUGCCCACGGGGUGGGGGGGUCUCUUACCUUCUCAAUCUUCUGUCUGUGACUUAGCUGCUAGCCCAGGUCCCACACCAGAGCUGGCUCAGCAGCAGAGUCUGGGACUAAGGGCCCUGCUGGCUCCUGGUGUAGGGACAGGGCCACAUGUGGUUGGGAGGGCAGCAGGUGUGCUGCUGAGGUAACACUACCACACCCUAGGCUCCCCGUGCACUCUCUAUAAGCUCACACUGCACGGCUGGCCCUGGUUUAUGGAGGGACUUACAUGGGGAGGGUGUUUUGGCUUUCUAGGAAAGUGUCAUGAGCACAGGGCUUUGGUCUGGCCUGUGGUAGCUUCACACUUCUAACUCCAGGGCCCAGCAGCAGACAGCUUUGCACUGUGCUUGGAGGUUCUACUGACUGAAUGGCCAGACUGACACUAUGACCCCUGCACUGCUCCCUACCAGGGGCCCUGUCCUCUUCCCACAGACUUUCCUGACAGCUUGACCCUGUCCCACCUCAGAUGGCCCCCAAUCGCCAAUUUGCACCCUCUCCCCAAGCCAACCUUGAAGGCUGACAGAGCCUGGGGCUGAGCAGAUGGAGGCUGGUGACACCUGUUUCUGUCCUAUAUCCUCACUGAUAUGGUCAGCCCGUCCCACUGGCAAGAUGGCCUAGAUGUUGCAGUGGUCACUGCCAGAGCACCAGCCCAAGCAGGGGAAAGGUCUGGGCGUCACCUGAGCAGAGACUAGUGACGUGGUCUCUGGGGAACAUUUAGCUAGGGGAGACAGUAGCUGGGGGCCAUGCCAAGCACCAGCAGAAAUAGUUCCAGUAGAAAGUGGGGACACUGCCCAACCCAGAAGCCGAGGCCCAGCCUAGGUAGAGGAGUCUGUCUGGGGACUCAUCUGGCAGGACUGGCUGGCAAUGUUACACUCCACUUUCUCAGAGGACACCGAGGAAGCUCCUCCCCGGACCCUGGCCAGCCUGACACCAGCCCUGCCCCCUGGCAGUGCAUGCCAUACCUGCCACCUCAGCUCUCUGACCUGCAGUCAGCCUGUGCCUCUCAGCAGCACUUCUCAAAGGCAGAGCCAUUUUGGGCUCUGGUUCCUGGUGUGGGGACAGGGCCACACGUGGUUGGGAGGGGCCGCCUUAGGUGUUGAUACUUCUGAAGACCGCUGGCUGAUGUGAUUGCAGAGAAGGUGGCUGGGUGACCUAAGUGUGCCCAAAGACCCCAGCUCUCAGGCAUACAGAGCCAACUUGUGGCAGAGGUUAGCAGUGCCUAGCACCAGCCUCAGUGUCCUAUGAGGAGAGAGCCCACCUCCCUGCUUUGUGGAAAGGGAUGUCCCACUAGGCCAGCAGCGUCAGGGCUCUUAGAUGAAGAGGGCUCCUGUAGUGUGCAACCCUGAGAUAGGUGCCUGCCUGGGAGCCCCAGCAAAGCUGUUCCCAAUACCCACAACCAGAGCUGCCUCCAGCCCACCUGACUAGCUGGCUGCCCAGGCACGGCCUAGAGAGGCAUGGCUGCCCCAUGGGCAGCAGGUGGUGGUGGGCAACCAAGUGUUUCCUGCCUUCCCAGCCUACAGCCCCCCUCUGGUGGCUUUCAAGGCCCCUGCCCACACCUGUCCAGAGGUAGCCUGCCCCUACAGGCAGGCUGAGUGGUGCUUGAGGCCUACACAAGAAGUAGGUGCUGCCCCAGUGCCCUGGAGGGAGUGCCACUUGGCCCUGGUAGGAUAUCUGUCCUGAGGCCUCUGCCCCUCAACGCCUCUGGGGAGCACAAGUCCUCAGGCCACCUGGCUAGGGAAGGGGCAGAGCCCUGGCAAGAAAGCUGUUGUUAGAAAUCACAGAUACAGUAUGUACUUAAUUACACUAAAUUAUUUCUGGGAUUCCUCAUAAGCACUAAUUAUACCUGAUUAGAGGUUAAAAUAUUUAUUUUGUCAAAAUAUUUUCUUGAGGAUGUGUUUAACCUUUUCUGUGUUCAUUGUGUGCUGAGAUGUAGAAACUAACCAUUUCCUUCCGCCCACCUUUUUGGCCAGUGGGCAGCAGUGAGUGGUUCCACAUGGAGUUUGACCCCAGGCAUGGUGGUCCCCACCCAGUCACAGAGCAAUGUGGGAAUUGGAGCCAAAAGGGGUUUUUGCUAGUCUGGGCCAGAGGAAAAGGUGACUGUUCAUCCUCCUGUCUUUCUGUCUGUCAGCCCCUCUGUCAGUGACUGUGCCUUGGCUCACUAUCCUUCCUCUCCUCACCCAGUAGUCUCAGGACCUGUGCUGUCAGGAGGGGAGAACUGCUCUGGAGGAGAGAACCUGGCACCCUGGCAGUGAUCCUUAACGGCCCAACUAGGAGGGUAGUGGCCAGGGCUCUGACAGGGCAGAAUGCUGUCGGGUGCCACACCUCCACCCUUGGCCCUCACACGUACACGUCUCAGUUGGGCCCAGUCUUCUGGGUGGUUCGGUCAGGGCCAGGGCAGUCCCAGACAGCUUGGGCAUAGCAGUGUGGAGGAGCACUUGCUUAUGGCCUGGCCUCAGCCUCUGGCAUUGCCACGUGGCCCCUGGGAGCCCCUGUCCAUGGUCUGCUAUUGGGAUGUCUCACCCACUUGGUUACAGCCAGUCUUCCUCACCCACAGAGAAGUGUGUUUCCACCUCAAAGACACUCCCUGAAGGCCCUGCAGUGCCUGCCUUCCCCAGCACCCAUCUCCAGUCCAUCCCAUGCAUGGGUCCAAGCCUCCUCUGCAGCCACUGGCCCCCAGAAGCAGGUGUCAGCCCCUAAGUCAGAGCUGCUGCUCUCUACACAAACCUCCAGGCUUUCCUGGAGUGGGGCAUCAAACUUUAUUUCCUAAAGUUUGCACUUAAUUUAUGAGAGUUCUCAGGAUUGUUGGGGGCGGUUAAAAAGAGGACUGUGUUAAGUUCAUUGUCCACUCAUCCUGGAAGUCUGAUGUUCUUGUCCUUGUUCGUUUCCAUGGGCAGAGCUGGUUCUGGAGGGCAGAUCAGUGUAUACGAGGCUUAGAGCGUCCAUCUACCCCACUGGCCCUCCUUCCAGAUACCAUUUCUCUAAUUUGGAUUCUUGCAUGUAAAAUACUCCACAAUAAAGAAAUAAUUAAGC